AAUAAUAAAGUUGAUGGUGGAAACAGAGAGAGAAACACAACAAUGGUUACUGAUGAAGGAUUAUCCGGUUGGCUCUCUAACAAGGUUUCAACGAGGUUGAAUUCUUUCAGGGAUGUUGAUCAAGCUUCUGAAACCAUGUCUAUGAUCAAGAAGGCACGUGUAUCAGUUCGAGCAAGAUCAGAAUCUUCCAUGAUUGCCGAUGGAUGCCAAUGGCGAAAGUAUGGACAGAAAAUGGCAAAAGGAAAUCCAUGUCCGCGAGCUUAUUAUCGUUGCACUAUGAGUACUGGUUGUCCUGUUCGCAAACAAGUACAAAGGUGUGCUGAAGAUAGAAGUGUGUUGAUAACAACAUAUGAAGGCCAACACAACCAUCCACUCCCUCCAACUGCCAAGGCAAUGGCCUCAACCACCUCUGCCGCCGCCUCCAUGCUCCUCUCCGGUUCGAUGCCAAGCGCCGACGGCCUCAUCAACCCCACCAUACUCGAAAGCGCCACCCUUCCUUGCUCUCAAAACAUGGCUACACUCUCAGCUUCAGCUCCAUUUCCAACCAUAACUUUGGACCUAACUCAAACCGCCACAAAUAAUAAUAACAAUAAUAACAACUAUAACCCAAAUUCUUUAAGGGAUUUGCCUAAUAAUCAAAGCCAACAACUUAGUCUCUUAACACCCCUUUUGGCUCAGAAAUUUAUGUCAGCUCCAAACAUGUUUGGACAUGUUCUUAAUGGUGAUCAAAGCAAGAUUAUUUCAGGAUUACAAGGAUCAAUUGACACAACAACAGGUUCAUCUUUUGCUGAUACAAUAAAUGCUGCCACUGCUGCUAUCACUGCUGACCCUAAUUUCACUUCAGCUCUUGUUGCUGCCAUAUCUUCCAUCAUUGGAAAUUCAACACAUCAUCAUCAAAGCAGUAACAAUAAUGAUGCAUGAGAUGACAUUGAGAAGAUCAUCAUCAUCACAAAGUUAAUUCAAUUUUGUUAGUGUUUCAUUUAAUUAAUUUAAUGUUAUUAUUAUAGCUAGCUAGCUAGGCUCAUCAUAUCAUCAAAUUCUAGAUAGGUAGAGACAAAUUUAAUUAAUUAGUGAAGUUCAUAAAAUUGAUGAGUCAUUAGUAGUGAG
Arachis duranensis is the source of this 1107-nucleotide messenger RNA. RefSeq names its product probable WRKY transcription factor 31. Gene Ontology annotation, molecular function: DNA-binding transcription factor activity; sequence-specific DNA binding. Lineage: Eukaryota; Viridiplantae; Streptophyta; Magnoliopsida; Fabales; Fabaceae. Gene Ontology annotation, biological process: regulation of DNA-templated transcription. Bases 43 to 921 code for a protein of 292 amino acids. The record is from RefSeq and is a predicted model, not a curated record. The transcript is spliced from 3 exons.